Molecule: messenger RNA, 1050 nt
Organism: Miscanthus lutarioriparius
Lineage: Eukaryota; Viridiplantae; Streptophyta; Magnoliopsida; Poales; Poaceae
Source: the annotation of a GenBank genome assembly
AUGGUGGCGGCGCCCAGCAUGUGCCGUCCGUCGGCGGCAGCGCUGGUGGUGGCACCGCCGGCGGCCGCGCGGCGGCGGCUGCGGUGCCGGUGCUGCGAGGACACGCUGGGCGUCCCGCGCCGGCGGCUGCAGCAGCAGCUCCCCGCCGUCCCCGGGCUGCACCUGAACCACGCGCAGCAGCAGCAGCAGGCCGCCGCCCCUGCUCCGCACCUCGCCCCCGCCGCCGCGCCGCCGCCGCCGCCGAGGCCCCGGCGGAUCGUGCUGGUGCGGCACGGCGAGAGCGAGGACAACGUGGACGAGGCCGCCUACACGCGCGUCCCGGACCCCAGGAUCGGACUCACCGCCCAGGGCUGGAGCGACGCCGACGACUGCGGCCGCCGCCUGCGCGACCUCUUCGCGCAGGACGGCGACGACUGGAAGGUCUACUUCUACGUCUCUCCCUACCGCCGCUCCCUGGAGACGCUGCGCGGCAUGGGCCACGCCUUCGAGCCCCACCGCAUCGUCGGCGUCCGCGAGGAGCCCCGCCUCCGGGAGCAGGACUUCGGCAACUUCCAGGACCGGGAGCAGAUGCGGUUGGAGAAGGAGAUCCGCCUCCGCUACGGCCGCUUCUUCUACCGCUUCCCCAACGGCGAGUCGGCGGCGGACGUGUACGACCGCAUCACCGGCUUCCGGGAGACCCUGCUCGCCGACAUCGACAUCGGCCGCUUCCACCCCCCGGGCACCACCACCACCGGCGACAUGAACAUCGUCCUCGUCUCCCACGGCCUCGCGCUCCGCGUCUUCCUCAUGCGCUGGUACAAGUGGACCGUCCGCCAGUUCGAGGGCCUCGAGAAACUCGCCAACGGCGGCGCGCUCGUCAUGCAGACCGGCGACGGCGGAAGGUACAGCCUCCUCGUGCACCACACCGCCGACGAGCUCAGGGCGUUCGGCCUCACCGAGGAGAUGCUGCAGGACCAGAUGUGGCAGAAGACGGCCAGGCCCGGUGAGCUCAACCACGGCUUCAUGACCAAUGGACAGUCGUUCUUCCAUCCAUUUACUACAAUCUACUAG